GCAUUUUAUCUUUGAUCCAGAUGAUAAUUAUAGUAUUACUUUCAAUAAUUUAUUUAAAGGACUUAACGGAAUGGAUUUUAAAAAAUUGAUUUGGGGAUUUGAUCUCAGUGGAAUUAUGAAUACUGAUCCUGGGUCCAUAACUGGAUUGAUAAAAAAUGAUGAUACGUGUUUAAAAAAUAAUAAUUUUUCUAUUUGGCCAUGGAAAGAAAUAAGGAAUACUGCAUUAACGGAUACGUGUAUAGCUAAGAAUAAUAAUGGUUGGAUUCGUUAUUUUGAUACUGAUACCAACUCUACGAUUCUUUCAAAUUCACAACUCAAUGUAUCUUUUGCUUACGAAGAUCCUGAAUCUUUACAUCAUAAAUUCAAAUGGGUGACCAGUAAUAAAUUUGCUGGAAUAUCAAUUGCAAAUUUAACAUUUGAUUCAAUUAAUAAUAGCAAUAGCAUAUUUAAAUUUAUAAAAAAAAACUGCUCCUAA
Molecule: messenger RNA, 475 nt
Organism: Diversispora eburnea
Lineage: Eukaryota; Fungi; Glomeromycota; Glomeromycetes; Diversisporales; Diversisporaceae
Source: the annotation of a GenBank genome assembly